Messenger RNA from Aegilops tauschii subsp. strangulata, 4915 nucleotides. Its product is annotated as receptor kinase-like protein Xa21. Gene Ontology annotation, molecular function: protein kinase activity; protein binding; ATP binding. NCBI's taxonomy places the organism in Eukaryota, Viridiplantae, Streptophyta, Magnoliopsida, Poales, Poaceae. Gene Ontology annotation, biological process: protein phosphorylation. The record is from RefSeq and is a predicted model, not a curated record.
UACACACGGACAAACAACCAUACUCCUCAGCCAAGCAACCUCGGCAGCAAUGGGGCUACUCAUUGAGCCUCUCUUGCUCGCCAUCAUCUUCCUUGCAUGCUCUGCUGGUUCGGCCACUUCCAUGGCACCGGUUUCAUUGUCCACUUUUGAAACCUCCACCAGCAACACCACUGACCACCUUGCCCUUAUGUCAUUCAAGUCGUUCAUAAGGAGUGACCCGUCACAGGCCCUGGCGUCUUGGGGCACAGGCAACCUAUCUGUUCCGUUGUGCCGAUGGCGCGGCGUAACGUGCGGCGUUGUGGCGUUGGACCUCCCCGAGCUUGGCCUUCACGGCACCGUCGCUACCGAACUUGGUAACCUCACCUACUUGAGGCGUCUCCAUCUCCCCGGAAGCAACCUGCACGGCGUCCUACCGCCGGAGCUCGGCCGCCUUCCAGACCUCAGCCACCUGAACCUCUCCGACAACUCCUUCCAAGGGAGGAUUCCGGCGUCACUUUCGAACUGCACCCGUCUUGAGCGCCUUAUGCUCUUCAACAACAGCUUUCAAGGUGAUAUACCGCAGGAGCUCUGCUUGCUGCGUAAUCUCAAGGUACUCAAUCUUGGUACAAACACUCUUACAGGAAGUAUCCUGUCGGGAAUUGGGGGUCUCACGAACCUAAUAUUUCUCAACUUGGAAAUCAACAACCUUACUGGACAAAUCCCGCAGGAGAUAGGAGGUCUUGUUAAACUCGUUAAAGUUGGUCUAGGUAUGAAUCUGCUGACCGGCUCUAUCCCUGCCUCAUUUGGAAACCUUUCAUCCCUAUAUUUCCUUAGUUUAUAUUCAGCUCAGCUAACAGGAAGCAUACCACCCCUGCAAAAUCUUUCAUCUCUCGAGGUCCUCGAGUUAAGCAAAAACUACCUCAAGGGAAGCAUCCCGGCUUGGUUGGGAAAUCUCUCAUCUCUUGGAUUAAUUAAUUUUGAUGGAAACCACCUCACAGGACACAUCCCAUAUUCAUUAGGUAACCUUCCGUUGCUCCAUGUCCUUAGCGUUUCAAAUAACAACUUUUCAGGUCCCAUACCACAAUCACUUGGAAACCUUGGUGCCUUAAUAGGCCUUCAUCUAGAUCACAAUGAACUGGAAGGCCCUUUUCCUCUUUCACUACUCAACAUUUCCACUCUUGCGGUUCUAGACUUGCAAUAUAAUAAUCUUAGUGGAUCUAUCCCACAUAGCAUCGGCAAUAAGCUUCCAAAUAUACAACAACUUCUAACAAGUGUCAAUCAAUUUCAUGGAAUAAUUCCACCAUCCCUGUGCAAUGCCUCUAUGCUUCAAUGGAUCCAAGGAGUAAAUAACUUCUUUUCAGGAACUAUUCCAGAGUGUCUAGGAAUUCACCAAAAGGACUUGACAGUUGUGACUUUUGCAGAGAAUCAGCUUGAAACAAGUAAUGAUUAUGAUUGGGGCUUCAUAUCUAGCCUGACAAAUUGCAGUAGUUUGUUGUUAUUAGAUGUGGGAGACAACAAGCUAAGAGGUGAGCUACCAAAUACUGUUGGAAAUCUUUCCACACAGCUGCAGUAUUUCGUCACCAAUAUGAACUACAUAACUGGAAAAAUACCUGAAGGAAUAGGGAAUCUAGUUAACUUGGAAUUCAUUGAGAUGAACAACAACCUUUUUGAGGGCACAAUUCCGGCCUCAUUUGGUAAACUCAAGAAGCUGAAUCAGUUAUACCUCACAAACAACAAUCUUUCAGGAACCAUUCCCUUAAGUUUCGGCAAUCUUCAAAUGCUAACUGUACUUAGUCUUGGAGGCAAUGCACUCAGUGGACCAAUACCUCCCAAUCUAAGCAAUUGUCCUUUGGAAAAGUUGGAUCUCGAUUCUAACCAUCUCACUGGUUCAGUACCUAAAGAAAUAUUUUCCAUCUCUACGUUGUCUGAUUAUCUGCAUUUAGGACACAACUUUUUAACUGGCAGUAUAUCACCUGAAGUGGGAAAUCUAAAAAACCUUGCGUUCCUUGACAUAUCUAAUAAUAAGAUUUUUGGAGAGAUCCCAUCCUCCAUUGGUGACUGCCAGAGCCUGGAGUAUCUCAAUACAUCUGGAAACUACCUAGGAGGAAAAAUUCCACAGUCACUAGACCGGCUGACAGGUCUCCUGAUGCUUAAUCUUUCUCACAAUAACUUGUCUGGCAGCAUCCCUAAGUUUUUAGGGACCAUGAAAGGGCUUGCUACUUUGGAUCUCUCAUUCAACAACUUGGAUGGUGAAGUUCCAACCAGCGGCGUAUUUGCCAAUGCAACUUCUGCCUCAGUUGUGGGAAAUGCUGGGUUGUGUAACGGAAUCCCUCAACUGAAGUUGCCACCUUGCUCCAGCAGCACCACCAAGAUCCAAUCUCAGAAAGUUGUCAUCAUAAUCUCGAUAUGCGGUGCAGUUGUAUUUAUGGCAUUAGUAUUUGCAGUAUCUGCAUUUUACCAUAGGAGAAGAAAAAUGAAAUCAAACAUGCAAACAAUACUCAUCAAUGAACAAUAUAUGAGGGUUUCUUAUGCAGAACUAGUCGGCGCAACAAAUGGUUUUGCUUCCGAGAACCUCAUCGGAGCAGGAAGCUUCGGCUCAGUGUACAUGGGAACAAUGAGGAUCAAUGACCAGCAAGUAGUUGCCGCUGUGAAGGUGCUCAACCUCGCACAGCGUGGUGCAUCUCAAAGUUUUGUUGCGGAAUGUGAGACCUUGAGAUGUGUUCGACACAGGAAUCUUGUGAAGAUAUUAACAGUGUGCUCAAGUAUUGAUUAUCAAGGUCAUGACUUCAAGGCCCUUAUCUACGAGUUUCUGCCAAAUGGAAACUUGGACAAAUGGCUGCACCAACAACCAACGGAAGAUGGUGAAGAUAUGGGACUAGAUCUCCGGAUGAGACUGCAAAUUGCAAUUGAUGUAGCAUAUUCACUCGAGUAUCUUCACCAACAUAAGCCAGUGCCAAUUAUUCACUGUGAUCUUAAGCCUAGCAAUGUUCUCCUCGAUGGUGAAAUGGUUGCUCAUGUUGGCGAUUUUGGGCUCGCAAGGUUUCUGCAUCAAGAUUCAGACAUAUCAACUGGCUGGGCAUCAAUGAGAGGCACACUUGGCUAUGCUGCUCCAGAGUAUGGGCUGGGCAAUGAAGUCUCAAUCCAGGGUGAUGUGUACAGCUAUGGCAUACUAUUGCUGGAGAUGUUCACUGGGAAAAGGCCAACAGAAAGCAAAUUUGGAGAAGCCAUUGGCCUUCGCAAGUAUGUCCAAAUGGCAUUGGAAGGCAGAGCAGCUAAUGUCAUAGAUAGUUACUUACUACCAGAGAUAGAAGAUUGUGAAGGAAGCACUUCAGAGUCCGACUGGACAAGUAGAGACAUGAGCAUUGCUUGCAUCUCUUCGAUUAUGCACAUUGGAGUAUCCUGUUCAGCAGAGAUGCCAAUGGAUCGCUUGCAGAUUGGAAAUGCUCUGAAAGAGCUGCAGAAAAUAAGAGAAAAAUUUCACAAGGAGUUGCUCGGCGAAGGAGAGCCCAGCAAUUGAACAUCAUGCAUGAAUCCAUUGAACCAGUUGCCUGAUGCCAUGUGGUCAUGGUGUCAUGCACUAGUGUGAUAUAUAUAUUUUGCUAUGCUAAGUUUGUGGCUGAAAUAUAUGCCUGAACUAUGAGAGUGAGUGCACAUGUCAUGUGGAGGAAGAAUUAAACUCCAGCGCAGGAGGAGGUCUACGCCACAUCCACAAGGCACAACACAAGUAUAUAUCUAUAGCUGCGACAGGAUCUAAGACCUAGAUAAGAAUUGCGUGGUGUCUUUUAAUUAUUGAUGUUAGGCUUUGGAAAGUGGAAAGGUUCGUCCCGAAGAAGGUUUUCCUGCUACUUCCAAAUAUUCAGGGUUUUUUGGUAGACAAUAAGUUGUAAUUGAACUAUAUGAGUCUACCUCUCCUUUAUCCAUAAAGAAAGCAGCAAUUUAUCAAUCUAUUAUCUAUUCCUUUCUGGUGACCUUCGGCGCCCCCCUUCUCUUCCCUCUCUCUAGUUUAAGCUUUGCGCAAUCUAUAGCUGCGCCUUCUGAUCACCCACAAAUAUGAUCUCUCUGCUCGAAUCCAUAGCCUCCAACCAUAGAGCCCAUGACAAUUUGGUACCAGAUUCAUCGACCGCAUUGCGCACCACUAUCUCGACACCACUGCGCCAAGAUUAACAUGACGCCUCCUUGCGCCCGCGGCUCCAAGGCAACAAUCUCAACACCGGCCACCCCGAAUCAAGCAUCACAACCCAAUAAAUGAUUGACUGAAUCUCAUACCACACAUGCACCCAGUUGCUUCAGAUUUACUUAACAAACUCAAAUUCAACCCUGUUGCGACACCCCAAAGUUAUAUAAGAUUAACCAACUCACCGUCUCACCAUACUUAUCAUAUGAAACAAGAUUACACUUACUGACUAGAACCAUAUUUCCCAUGCUCAUCAGCGUUCUCCUAUCUAGCAGCCGUUGCUGACAGAUGGCCGAUGCAUUUGGAGAAGUCUGUGGAUUGAGAUUUGUUCAAUGGCAAGUUGUCAAAAAGGACAAAGUCUAAAUUAUGUAUGGGAAACGAGAGUGAAGGGACAUAAAUAGUGAUUUGGACGAUCUUGGAAUACUAGCACAUCACUUUCGACCGGCACAAGGCAGCCACGCAAGACCACAAACGUAAAUAUGCAAUAUGGAGCGGAGCAGGCUACUUCUACUUGUCAACCAAACCAAGACCAAAGACCAAGAGGGACAUCAGAACUAAUGGGGAUCAUGACUUUGGUAUGGCCAUUUCUAUGCACACGAAGAGGGACAUCAGGUAUCUUCAGUCCGCUGAGGCAGAUAUUCAACAGCCCUGCAUGUUGGCUAUUUGUUCAGGCCAAAAGAGGAUUAAAAGUCGACAUUAGACAGCUGUUGAAAGUAACCAAACGAUGAAGACCGUGUUGAACUUCUUGCACUGGCGUUUCAA